ACAGCCUCUGGGCCAAGCCCACAGAAAAAGGAAACCCUAACGCAUCAAUAUCAGGGUUUUAUUGCCUUCAUCCCAUCAUUUCUGCGCCUCUGUUUCCGUCUUCUCUUCUCCAGCUCCCAAAUCGCAGGUAAGGUGCAGAUACGAGAGAGUAAAAAUGGUGGAUAAAACUAAAGGAAGAAAAGAAGAGGUUGUUACCAGGGAGUACACUAUCAACCUUCACAAGCGCCUCCAUGGAUGCACAUUCAAGAAGAAGGCUCCUAAGGCGAUUAAGGAGAUCAGGAAGUUUGCCCAGAAGGCCAUGGGUACAACAGAUGUAAGGGUGGAUGUGAAGCUAAACAAGUAUGUUUGGAGCCGAGGAAUCAGAAGUGUUCCCAGAAGGGUUAGGGUUCGUAUUGCCCGCAAGAGGAACGAUGAUGAAGAUGCAAAGGAAGAACUUUACUCGCUUGUCACUGUUGCAGAGAUCCCAGCAGAGGGGUUGAAGGGACUAGGCACUAAGGUCAUCGACGAUGAAGAUUAAUUCAUCAAAAUCCAACCUUUUUGAAACAACUGGCAGAGUUUAGUUUUUAUUUUUAUCCUUGCUACUUUUAUUUGGAUUCUAGUAAUUUACAUUUUCCUUGAAUCUAUUACAUUUUGUCUUUGAUGGA
Molecule: messenger RNA, 644 nt
Organism: Lactuca sativa (garden lettuce)
Lineage: Eukaryota; Viridiplantae; Streptophyta; Magnoliopsida; Asterales; Asteraceae
Product: Ribosomal protein L31e family protein
Biological process (GO): cytoplasmic translation
Cellular component (GO): cytosolic large ribosomal subunit; ribosome
Molecular function (GO): structural constituent of ribosome
Source: RefSeq, a predicted model, not a curated record